AUGUGCCUCAUUUGCGAGAGGCUGCACAUUAAUGUUCCAACUUGUCGCAAGUUUUUUUCAGGGGUCAUCACUAAAAAAUGCAGGGCAUGUCAUGUUGUUUAUGAAACAAGGGCUUUAUUUCUGAGACGCUGCAAAUCCAACUUGUUGCAAUGUGUUGGGGUGGCACUUCAUCAAAAUUCACAGAAUAUGUCAUAUUAUUUGGGAAACUUGGGCCUUUUCUUAAAAAAGCUGCGCAUCAGCAUUCGUCCUCUUCGCAAUGCUUUUGAUGGAGACAUCAUCGAAAAACACAGCCACGUCAUAUCAUUGAAAGUCCUUUCUCAAUUUCUAUGUUCUGGGGCUCAUAGGAGCCCCCUAGCUAGUGGGAAACUUACAGCCCAUUUGCAAGAAGCUACGCAUUGA
Messenger RNA from Laccaria bicolor S238N-H82, 399 nucleotides. RefSeq lists its product as uncharacterized. The transcript has 3 exons. Lineage: Eukaryota; Fungi; Basidiomycota; Agaricomycetes; Agaricales; Hydnangiaceae. The record is from RefSeq and is a predicted model, not a curated record. Bases 1 to 399 code for a protein of 132 amino acids.